This is a messenger RNA of Haliotis rubra (blacklip abalone), 837 nucleotides long. Its product is annotated as basic proline-rich protein-like. The coding region runs from base 1 to 837 and encodes 278 amino acids. The transcript has a single exon. The record is from RefSeq and is a predicted model, not a curated record. NCBI's taxonomy places the organism in Eukaryota, Metazoa, Mollusca, Gastropoda, Lepetellida, Haliotidae.
AUGCCACCAGGUGUUGAUCCUGCCCCACAGAUGCCACCAGGUGUUGAUCCUGCCCCACAGAUGCCACCAGGUGUUGAUCCUGCCCCACAGAUGCCACCAGGUGUUGAUCCUGCCCCACAGAUGCCACCAGGUGUUCAUCCUGCCCCACAGAUGCCACCAGGUGUUGAUCCUGCCCCACAGAUGCCACCAGGUGUUGAUCCUGCCCCACAGAUGCCACCAGGUGUUGAUCCUGCCCCACAGAUGCCACCAGGUGUUGAUCCUGCCCCACAGAUGCCACCAGGUGUUGAUCCUGCCCCACAGAUGCCACCAGGUGUUGAUCCUGCCCCACAGAUGCCACCAGGUGUUGAUCCUGCCCCACAGAUGCCACCAGGUGUUGAUCCUGCCCCACAGAUGCCACCAGGUGUUCAUCCUGCCCCACAGAUACCACCAGGUGUUGAUCCUGCCCCACAGAUGCCACCAGGUGUUGAUCCUGCCCCCACCAGAAGCCACCACCAGGUGUUGAUCCUGCCCCACAGAUGCCACCAGGUGUUGAUCCUGCCCCACAGAUGCCACCAGGUGUUGAUCCUGCCCCACAGAUGCCACCAGGUGUUGAUCCUGCCCCACAGAUGCCACCAGGUGUUGAUCCUGCCCCACAGAUGCCACCAGGUGUUGAUCCUGCCCCACAGAUUCCACCAGGUGUUCAUCCUGCCCCACAGAUUCCACCAGGUGUUCAUCCUGCCCCACAGAUACCACCAACACUUGCAAACACAUGAAAAUAUCUGCAGCACACUUUCAUACAGCGAUUUUUUUAAACGCGUGUACAUAUUGUUGCUUCCAAGAAUAGGGAACGUGUUGUAG